Messenger RNA from Cucurbitaria berberidis CBS 394.84, 1461 nucleotides. RefSeq lists its product as uncharacterized. Gene Ontology annotation, cellular component: vacuolar membrane. The record is from RefSeq and is a predicted model, not a curated record. Gene Ontology annotation, biological process: amino acid transmembrane transport. Gene Ontology annotation, molecular function: amino acid transmembrane transporter activity. Lineage: Eukaryota; Fungi; Ascomycota; Dothideomycetes; Pleosporales; Cucurbitariaceae. The coding region runs from base 1 to 1461 and encodes 486 amino acids. The transcript has 2 exons.
AUGGGCAUCAAAAGCUUCCUCAAGAAAGAUGGGCGUGGGCCAUCUCUUGAGAACCCCCCAUCCUACUCCCGGGGAUCAGAGAAGGACGAUAUGGAAGAAGGCUACGGACAACAUACGAAGAUUCAGACAGGGUGGACAGGCGACGGGCACGCUGGAGCCAACGAAUAUCCCAACGCGGGCGGAGAGAAUUACCGUACCCUAGGGAGAUGGCGAGCAUGCGUCAUCCUCAUUACUAUCGAAGUCGGCAUCGGUGUUCUCAGUCUGCCAUCGGCUCUCAAGACGCUCGGGCUGAUUCCUGGUAUUAUCGCAAUCCUUGGGUUUGGAGGCCUCACGACUUACUGUGGCUACAUUCUGGUUCAAUUCUACCGCCGAUACCCAAUGGUCACGAACCUUGUUGACUGCGCGCAAUAUGUCGGAGGCAAGCCCUUUGAGUAUUUCCUUGGUGUGGCGUUCAUAUUCAACCUGGUGCUCAUCUGCGCUUCGGCCAACAUCACCAUGUCGGUCGCUUUGAACACGCUUUCGAAUCACGCCCUUUGUACCGUAGCAUUCAUGGCCUUUCCACACAUUGUGUGCUGGCUGCUCUGUCUCCCGCGCAAGCUCACGUUCGCCGCUGCCUUCAGCUGGGUCUGCACAAUCUCCAUUGUUGCAGCCGUCCUCAUCGUCAUGAUCGCUCUCGGAGUAUCUGGGCCACGGGCUCCUCCCGGUUUCGAUACCAAGAUCACGCUAGUUGGCAAGCCAACUUUCGUCGAGGCUGUGAACGCACUCCUCAAUAUCGCCUUCGCAUUCGCAGGAAACCAGAGCUUUAUCUCCGUCAUGGCCGAAAUGCGUAACGCGCCCAAGGACUUUCCACCAGCCCUGUUCAUGCAAAAGAGUUUCGAAGUCGUGGUCUAUAUUGCCGUUGCGUGUGUCAUCUACGGCUUGGCCGGCAAUUCAGUCAAAUCUCCCGCACUUGGUUCCGCGCCCAUAAUGUCGGCGAAAAUUGCCUACGGCAUCUUGAUCCCAUCCGUCCUGGGCACUGGUCUUGUCAUUGGCAUCACAGCCAUCAAGUACAUGUACAUCACCAUCAUGCGCCACACGAAGCCUGAUCAAGUCAAUGAACACAAUGCCUUUACUUGGACGCUCUGGGUCGCUAUUGGAUCGGCCUUCUGGAUCGUUACGUUUGUCGUGUCAAACGCGAUCCCCAUAUUCUCGUCGAUCCUCAAUAUCUCGUCGGCUAUCUUCAUUAGUUGGUUUACUUUUGGCCUGACGAGCAUUUUCUGGCUACACUUGAACUGGAAGGCACAAUGGAGUACGCCAAGGAAGACGGCUCUAGCCAUUGUGAACUACGCGAUCAUACUUAUGACGCUUUUCUUAAACGCAGGGGGCCUGUAUACGUCGCUGAAGGCACUGCUUGACAUCUUCAAUGACCCGAAUACGACCUUGAACGGACCUUUUACCUGUGGGGAUAACAGUUUGUUUUAG